Molecule: messenger RNA, 789 nt
Organism: Hibiscus syriacus
Lineage: Eukaryota; Viridiplantae; Streptophyta; Magnoliopsida; Malvales; Malvaceae
Exons: 5
Coding region: 61-774 (237 amino acids)
Cellular component (GO): membrane
Source: RefSeq, a predicted model, not a curated record
AGCUGUUUUUGCCUCAUUAUUCAGCUUUUGUUGGGUUAACUUUGAGUUUGGAAGAAACUCAUGGGGGAGGAAUACGAUGCCGUGAAUCUGGUUAUGUUGGGAGUAAUCUCAUGGACUUCACUUUUUCUAUUCAUCAGAAUAAUCUUCCCCACACGCUCCUUUGGAUUCUGCAACCGCAUCGUUUCCACGAUCCAUGCUAUUUUGGCUGUGAUUUCAGCCUGGCUCUCUGUUGAAGAUUGGAGCUGCCCACUUUGUCCUGCGGAUUCAACCUCUUAUCUCAAGCAGAAGCAAACUUUGGCUGUGACAGAAGCUUAUCUUAUAUAUGACACGAUAUGCUCCCUCUUCGGUAAUCAGUUCAGUUUUGACAACACAUUUCAUCACUUGGUCUGCAUCUUUGGUAUUACGGCUGGCUUUGCCUUCCAAAAGUGUGUAUCAGAACAAGUUGCGGCAUUAUUCAUAACGGAGAUCUCAAGCCCUUUCCUCCACGCCAGGGAGCUGCUUAAAGAAGUCGGUUACAGGGACACUGGCCUCAAUUUUGCAGCAGAUAUCACAUUCUGCGUAAUAUUCUCGGUAGCGAGGAUGGUGGGUGGACCCUAUCUCACUUUCAUCGUUCUGUCAGCUAAUAAUCCUGUAUUGCUCAAGGCAAUGGCCCUAGGAUUGCAAUUAGUGAGUGCUUUCUGGUUCUUCAAGAUUGUAAAGAUGGUGAAAUACAAGCUGAUGAAAAGAAGAAAGGUGGGUCUGGUUUCUACUUUGCAAACGAAAAUAUUGGACUAGGGCAGUGUUACAUAC